Hypoxylon trugodes is the source of this 1451-nucleotide messenger RNA. RefSeq lists its product as uncharacterized. The record is from RefSeq and is a predicted model, not a curated record. Lineage: Eukaryota; Fungi; Ascomycota; Sordariomycetes; Xylariales; Hypoxylaceae. The coding region runs from base 230 to 1342 and encodes 370 amino acids. The transcript has a single exon.
CAACCCCUUACUGCAACAACAACAACUACAAUCACGUCGUUGCACUGCUUCACCUUCGUAUUCUUGUUCAACGUUUUUAUUCCGUCGGUGUUUGUUUGCUUGGUUUGGUCAUUUUUGGUCCCGUGCUAAUGAUUUUCUUGGCAUCUUCCAGAAAACAACUACCACUCGCCUAUUAGGUAUUGUCAGUUAAUCACCCCAUUAUAAGCCUUCGAAUCCCCGGUCCGCAAUUAUGACUCUUGCACCAGCUGCUGCUAUAAAAACAAGUAGGGAGAAGGAUUUAUCUCCCGAAUCAAGGGAGAAAAAUCAAAAUACUACGGGUGACUCAACUUCGACUAUCACGGAACCUAACGAGAAAGAGAUGGAGGGCGAAUCAACAAAAGCCGAUCAAAAGUCGAAAAAGCGCAGCCUGUUUGGAUUCGGGAAAAAGAAGACCGACUCCAAGACUAUUCCCAAGUCUCCUCCCAAACCCACCUCCGAAUUUCCGAGUCCACCCGUCGUAAAAGAUGCGCCUAAACCGUCAUCAAAACGGUCAACAACCGGUUCACCAAUUCCAGCUGGUAGCCCCAAUAUGACGCCAUCUUCUCCUGGCCGGGGUCUAUACUCAUCCUCCCCACGUAUGAGUUCACCAGCUGGUUCUCAAAUCUUCGAGCGAGACGUCCAAGAGAGCACUAUCGUUAUACCCAAUUCACCAGCUAUUCCCUCCCAUAUCCAAACCGAAAACUAUAUCCCUCCCGUCCUCGAUGCAUCCUCCGAAGCCAUUACGGACGAUCGUCUCAAUCCCGACGCCGUCGAGAUUGUCACCCAUAACGCACACCAACCCGCAAGUGUUACAGUGACCGGUGCCUCUACAUUUGAUAGCGUCUCCAACCAUUCAUGGGCUGAGGAUCUAGCUGCGUUCUCUGAUAAGGAAGAGGCUGCCUCAAACUAUGGUUCUCUCGACUCUGCCGACGUUAGACGCCUAAGCUUUAUAUCAUUCGCAGACGUUGUUCAGGCAGAGCAAAUACCGCCCAACAGCAGCCGUGAUUCGAUGCACUUGGCUGGUUUGACUUCAAUUGGAUCAAGAGGGGUUAACCGUUCGCCAUCACCGAUAAGAUCGCCGGUCUCCUCUCAAGGACCCGAAACAUCACCACCGAACAGUAUCUCAGGCUCUAUCAAGGGUCUAAGCAUGUCACCUGUCAGGAAACCUUUGGGUAGUCCGACUUCCGCAGAGCACAGUCUCUCGGCGAGCGGUGGAGAUCUCAACAUAGAAACUAUGUCGCAAGCUCUGAGACGUACCGGUAGCACCGACCUCAGCGUUGCUCGAAGUCUUCCCGUCAGCCCAAUUGAAGGUCCCUCUCGCUAAUUGGACAUACACAUACAUCCAUUCAAACCUGUCUUGCACUCAAGACAACAAACUACAAGAUUGCGACAUAUUUACGGGCUGUGCCUUGAGUCGGCAACCCCCAAUUUUU